Podospora anserina S mat+ is the source of this 1893-nucleotide messenger RNA. RefSeq lists its product as uncharacterized. Lineage: Eukaryota; Fungi; Ascomycota; Sordariomycetes; Sordariales; Podosporaceae. The record is from RefSeq and is a predicted model, not a curated record. Bases 1 to 1893 code for a protein of 630 amino acids. The transcript has 3 exons.
AUGGACCACUUCAAUGCGACUGUCAAGGAUGGGAAACUGGUUAAUACUCGUCGCGGACUUCAAGUGUCGAGGCAGAAGUUUAAUGGGAUAUCGUUUGUGAAUACCUCAGCCCAGGAUUCUUCGUCUUCUGGCACACAGUCGUUUCGCUUGACGAAGGAGUCUCCUUCAAAGUCCACCUCUCUUCUAGAGAUCAAAUUCGCCGAUACAAGAAACGAGUUACAGUCUGCUGGGACAGCUACAAGUGUACAAGAAGGGCAAGGUCGAACGCCAAAUUUCAGCUUCGUGUCGGAAACGGGACAACAGCACCAGGCCAAGAAGCAACCACGGCGAAGAGCAACUCCAAAGCCAAAGGGACAGCAAGACCACCGAAGAAACUCGGCCUCACCAUAUUUGUCUUCUCCCGACUCUCGUCCACCAUCCCGGUCAUCUGUUGCUACACCACCGCCUCGGUUGGAAGAGACAGCAUUGCAGUUCUUUGGCUCUUCUUUUCCAACCUCACAACGGCAGCCUCAACUCCAGCAACAGCCUUUUCUCUCUCCUACAAUUCAGGAGUAUCAUGCCCGCCAGCAGCAGCAUCUACAGGUCAAUAGCCUUACUGCCAUUACCUCUCCACCACCACCGCCGCCUUGGCCGCCAGCCGAAUCAGCCACCUACCCCCCACCGUUCUCCCCUUCCCAGUCCGGCUGGGAGCUCUUCCACCACUACAACACUCACCACUUGCCUCUCCAGCUCUACCCCUACGAAGACAUUGUUACCUACAAUCCCGCACGCUCAGACAAUAACGAGAGUUCUAUCGGCUUCUCUGAUAUCGCCGCUUUUCACUGCGUUCUAAUGUGUGGGGCAAUAGCUGAGGCUGUCCUAAACCGUCAGCACCACUUGGCAUCUGAAUCCGAGACGGAACCAAGAGGGUUUGCAUAUCACAUAUCGAAGAUAUGCGCCAUAUUGAACAAGAAGCUAGACGGGAAUCACUGGGAUAUGCACAUGCGAGGACUCCAGAAAGUGCUCGAUGUACUAGGAGGGCUAACAAGCCUGCCAACGUGGGUGGUAAGGAGGAUACACACCGCCGACCUCAAAGGAGCCACAGCCCUCGCCUCAACUCCCUAUCUCCCGCUCACCCGCUCUCUAAUUCCCUCAGUCACAACCGCUAUCCUACCACCAGCCCAACUAGCUCACACUACCCACACGAUCAACUCCAUCCUCCAACCCCUCGACAUCCACCCCUCCGUCAUAACAACCCUAAUCACCCUGUCACACUUCACCUCAGCAGUCCAUCUAGCCCGACAGUCAACUACCAGCUCCAUGAGAUUCGACCCCUACAUCUUUACAGAAGAACUCCAAUCCGUCACAUAUGACCUUCUCACCCUGCCCAACCCACUCAGCAAACACUCGGAAGAAACACCUCUAGACAUCACACCAACUCUCGAACAAGCCCUCCGUAUAUCCUCCCUCCUCCUUCUCAAGGACCUCCUCCCCGACCACCCCCGCAACCUCGGCGGUUACACCACUUUAGUCGGCCUACUUCGACACCAUCUCCAGAUUAUCACUCAGGUUGUUUCACCAGCACACAACCUACUUGUCGAUCCACAACUCCGGCAACAUCACGGAAGAAAGAAAGAGCUGAGACAGGUACUGACCUGGGUCUGUCUAGUGGGUGAUGUAGCAACUCAGAGAGCAAAACAAAAUGACUGCCGCUACCGAGAAGCUGGCGACAACACCGUUCUUGAGGAAGAUCAAAAGGAGUAUUCACGGGAGAUAUUCCAGAGUGGUUUAGUCUCCGUUUUUGGUCCUGAUAAUAACACUGAGGAUCUCGCCUUGGUCGAUCUAUUCAAGUUGGGAGAUGUUAUAUGCAAGAAAGGGGAUGAUCUUGAAGGGGUUGUUUCACUAUUUGGAUGA